AUUUUUCAUGAAAACGUUGUUGAAGAAUGACUAAUUUCGUCAGUGUUACAAGUGUAUUUACUUAUUAAGUAGUAUUUACUUGAUGCCGAGCUAAUAACAUAAAGAAAAACCACAACAAAGUGCAUUUUUACGUAAAUCGGCGGUCGGAAUUGUGUGUAAAGCUGCAGCAAAAUGAAGAAACAAUUUGCGAAAAUUAAAAUUGCUGCAGAAAAUUUAUCUAGAUCAACGAAGACGGACUGCAAAGAUUCAGAGCUUGAGAUAAUUGAAAAACAAGUGGACAGAUAUCGUGAUACUAUUGAGAAGAUUGUGCGGAAGCUACCAGCUCUGAGCAGUGGCGGCAACAGCAGCAGUAGCAGCAGCAAUGGCACAGUUACCAAUGAGGAGCACGACAAGAGGAUUAAGAAAAAUAGUCACUAUAAGAUUGCACAAGCGCUGGACGAAUCGGCCAAGGAGUUGCCCAAGGAUAUGCCCCUGCAGAAGGUCCUAUCGAAUUGCGGCGAACUGGAGAAGACAAUUGCCGAGUGCAGCAUCGAGAGCGAACUGGAAACGGAGACCAAAGUUGUGCGGCGUUUGAAAAACAUCUUAGAUAAAGAAAUACAAGAGAUCUCAACAUUAAAGCGUAAUGUGUCCCGCACUCUGCAGGAAUACACCUCAUUGAAGCGCAGUCAUGAGGCCGCCAUACGGCUGGAUGAGCCCGCCGCCAAGGUGAACCACAUAAAGAGUCAGCAGGAGGAGUGCGAACUGAAGCUGGAGAAGGAGCGCGAUGCGUGGGCGGCACAAAUGCUGGAGCUGAUUGCCAAAGAGGAUGAGAUUGUCAACUGCAUACGCGAAUAUGUGCUCAACCAAAGAAACUAUCAUGAACGGGCAUUGCAGCACGUCAAUGCAUCCCUGGCACGCAUCCAGGACACUAUACAGGGCACAGAGAAGUCGCGCUUUGGAACCUCGCUCAAGGAGCAUUUGACAUCGACGAACCGUGAGAUUUCCUACAUUGUGGAGCUUUGUUGCUGCUGUCUGCUGGAGCAUGGUCUGGAGGAGGAGGGUCUGCUACGUGUGGGAUGUGCCAGCACCAAGCUGCGGCGCAUGAAGCAUGCGCUGGAGGCACAGCAUGUUAAGACGCCCCUGCCGUUGGAGUAUCAGGAUCCCCAUGUCAUUGGCUCCAUAUUGAAGCUAUAUCUGCGUGAACUGCCCGAGCCGCUGCUGACGUAUGCGUUGUACAAGGACUUUAUACGGAUUGCGGAGCGUCACAGCGAGGCGGAGCGAAAGACAGAGAUUAAAGCAAUACUGGGAAAAUUGCCCAAGGAAAACUAUGCCAAUCUGCGCUACCUUACACGCUUCCUGGCGCUCCUGCAACAGCGCGCCGUGCACAAUAAGAUGAAUUCCCAGAAUCUGGCCAUUGUCAUGUCCCCCAACAUGCUCUGGCCACGGGUUGACAAGAGCAGUAAUGCACCCGCUGACUACAUUGGCCAGGUAAACAGCUCCUCGGCCGCCAAUAUCAUCGUUGAGCUAUUAAUAAGUCAAUGGGAUUACUUCUUUGAUGGGGAUGUUGAAUUUUAUUUGACUCUGCAGCGUCAGAAACUUUUUGUCGAAGGCAAAAGCAAAUCGAAUUCCUCGAAUGAGCAUUUGGACAGGCAUGACAGUGAAAUCAUGGAGAGUCCACGCUAUGGCACAUUGCGACGUCAGAAGCCCAAUGCACCUUCACCGCCUACCAAAAUCGAAGCCACAACCAAUGGAGGCGGUCCGACCAAUCAUUCGCAUUCGACGCGCCCGCAUGCCAAGGAGUUGUUUCCGCAGCAGGAUGACAAGCAUGACAAGCCGGAAAAACAGGAGAAGCCCGUCAAGCCACCGCUGCCUAAUUUGGCACAGCUUCAGCAGCCUGCAACACAGUCUGCCACGCAGUCUGCCGUUAGUCAACCUACGUACACGCAGUUAGAACCGAUGCCACCUCCGCCAGUGACGCCGGCUAAGCCUGUACCGAUGACGCGCACACAGUUCUUCGGUUUAGACAAUCUGCCGUCGCCCACAGCUGAUCGCAGAAGCGUAGACAGCAUUGGUAGCUUCAGAUUGAAGCCAGAUUUACCACAGAAGCCACAACUGCCUAAGCGUCCGGUUGUGCUGGCUGUGGGCUGCGGGAAUGGGAUUGGCCCUAAAGGCGACAGCAAGAGCGAUGAUGAGGUCAUCACGCCCACACAGGCCAAAAUCGACAAUGGCAAUGGCACCGUGCGUUAUACAACCGAGAAGUUUAUCGAUAAGCUGCGGCAGGAAAAUUGUGAUACAAACGGAACGCGGGAGGAGGCGACUACAAAUGCAAUACCAACAUCAGCAACGACAACCAGCACAACAACUGCAACAGUAGCAGCAGCUCCAACAGCGGACAGGGAGCAGAAUCAUAACCAUGAUAACCAGCAUUUGGCACCAGAAUCGGCAAAUAAUAUACAGAAAGAACAGCAAACGCCUACCACGCCCAUAUCGCCAAACUCAUUUCAAACGCCCAAAAGGCCAACGGUGCCAGCGCCGCCUCCGCCGACGUCAAUACGCAAACAGGCAGAUUAGAUUAGGGGUUAAGAGAGAAAGAGAGAGAUAGAGAGAGUCCUUAUGGGUCGCUACAGUGGCGCUUUCUUAGUUAAUCGUAAGACUUGAACGCACAGUAAUUUAGUUAAACGAAGCUUCUUAAUAAGUUGCUGACGGCAUCACGAUAUAUAUAUCAAUAUAUAGCAACAAUAUGCAAUUUGGAGAGAAAGCAACUUAAUUCUGUAUUCUGCAUUUGUAUUCUUUGCAUUGUGAAUUAGCAAUUUGAAAUGUAUGUGUUUUAAGCCAUAUGUCAAAACGAUAUCCAUAAACGAUAUACAUUUAUCUAUAAACUUAAUAUAUACAUUAUAUAUAUAUAUAUAUAUAGUCUAUAGUAGGCAUCCAUUAAUUAACUUAAUUAUCUAAAUUUCAAGCGAAAUAAGCCCAAGCGAAGGUUUUUUUUAAAUUAAUUAAUAUGUUAAUAUCCUUAUUUGAAGGUUGUGAUAGACAUGAAGAGAAGGGUUUGUGUUUCCUUAAUUUUGUGUUGCUCUGUUGCGCCCCCAUUUUUUUGAAAGACAAUUUCUAGUGUGAUUCUUUAAUUUAAUUAAUUAAAUUUGAAAUUUUAAUGAAAUUUAAAUCCGUUGCGCUUUGUACUUUGUUUAUUUUGGGCUAUACUAUAUCGAAGAAUUAUAACCAAUGUGUAUUCCUUUAAUCGUA
Messenger RNA from Drosophila innubila, 3222 nucleotides. It is a transcript of the gene RhoGAP92B, whose product is annotated as rho GTPase-activating protein 92B. Gene Ontology annotation, molecular function: protein binding; GTPase activator activity. The record is from RefSeq and is a predicted model, not a curated record. NCBI's taxonomy places the organism in Eukaryota, Metazoa, Arthropoda, Insecta, Diptera, Drosophilidae. The transcript has 5 exons. Gene Ontology annotation, biological process: signal transduction; positive regulation of GTPase activity; regulation of actin cytoskeleton organization. Bases 172 to 2550 code for a protein of 792 amino acids. Gene Ontology annotation, cellular component: cytoplasm; intracellular anatomical structure.